Messenger RNA from Lytechinus variegatus (green sea urchin), 3178 nucleotides. RefSeq names its product soluble guanylate cyclase gcy-31-like. NCBI's taxonomy places the organism in Eukaryota, Metazoa, Echinodermata, Echinoidea, Temnopleuroida, Toxopneustidae. Gene Ontology annotation, cellular component: guanylate cyclase complex, soluble. Gene Ontology annotation, molecular function: guanylate cyclase activity; oxygen sensor activity. The transcript is spliced from 11 exons. The coding region runs from base 60 to 2018 and encodes 652 amino acids. Gene Ontology annotation, biological process: cGMP biosynthetic process; nitric oxide-cGMP-mediated signaling; response to oxygen levels. The record is from RefSeq and is a predicted model, not a curated record.
GUGGUCUCAAGGCGGUACUACCUGGCCUUGAGGGCCAAAUACUCAGCGACGCAUUUGAGAUGAAGAGACCAAAUUUGCCUUUAACAUGGGAAUCGAUAACCCACCAUGAAAAUUGUGUAUUCGAGUUGGCCUCGACCAGCCUCAUCGCCCGGGAUUCGGUGACCAUGGGAUGUCCCCUUGCGUACCAAUCUCGUCAAAGCUCGAGUGAGGACGAUGCCCCUUCUUGUCCAGUUGAUAGAGCGCCCCCUCCCGACAAAGAGGGUACACAGCACUCGCUGCGAAGUGGGAUAAUUGAAGAUGAUGGCGACAGCAGCGAGGGAGAAGCUCACCGGAAAAGACAAAAGGAAGUGAAGAAAAGCUACGUACCAGCACACCCCUGGUUGAUAAAACCACCCGGUGACACCCGUAUGCAAAUCAAUAAAUCGACAAUAAAGUACUCAGAGAUUUUAGAAGAAGUAUACCACCCGAGGCAAAUCAGGUUGAAAGGUCAGAUGUUGUGUGUUCCUGAAUGGCGUGCUUACAUCUUCCUGGCAACACCGAUGCUACCCGACCUUCAAGUUAUGUUCCAGACAGGGUUAUACAUCAACGACCUCAGCAUGCACGAUUCGAGCCGAGAUCUGGUGCUAGCAGGUACCCAGCAGUCCGCAGAACUCAAACUUGCCUUAGACCAGGAGCAACGGAAAAGCGCGGAGCUUGAACAAAGCAUGAUGAAACUCGACCAGGAGAUGAAAAGAACCGAUUCGCUGCUCUACCAGAUGAUACCAAGACAAGUAGCAGAGAAGCUCAGGAGAGGGGAACCAGCGACAAGUACCUGCGAGGUAUUUACUGCUGUAACUAUUCUCUUCAGUGACGUAGUGGGCUUCACGACCAUCUGUUCGCGGAUCCCACCGAUGGCAGUCGUCUCUAUGCUGAACGGCAUGUACACAAAGUUUGACAACCUCAGCGAACUCUACGAAGUCUACAAGGUGGAAACCAUAGGAGAUGCUUACAUGGUGGUGUCCGGUGCCCCUACGACAACGAAGUACCAUGCUGUACGAAUUGCAGAGAUGUCUCUGGGAAUGAGGGAGAGUAUGAACGAUCUCAGAGACCCUUCGAGUAAUGAUGAUAUCGUCAAGAUUCGAGUCGGUAUCCAUACAGGCAUGGUCGUGGCAGGUGUGGUUGGACUAAAGAUGCCUCGAUACUGUCUCUUUGGCGAUACUGUCAACACAGCCUCUAGGAUGGAAUCUACUGGGGAAGCACUGAAGAUUCAUAUGAGUGAGACUACGAAAGCGGACCUAGAUCAGUGGCCAGGGUACUAUGAUAUAGAGGAAAGGGGUUCGACGGUUGUGAAGGGCAAAGGAGCGAUGAAGACCUACUGGUUGCAUGGUAAAACCACGGAUGCCAAUGUGAACUCACCAAUGGGUCUAGCCAAAGAGGAGAAAGGAACGUCUCGGUCAAGACAGUCCUCCAUAGACUCGUCACCGGUAUUGCGAAGUAGAAGUAUAGCUGGUUCACGUAUGGCAAUGGAUGGUGAGCCGAGGAGUGCAUCGGCCACCUCGAGGACCUACUCUCCCGUCAUCACCGCCGAAGUCAUGGACCGUGCCUUAACACCGCAGGCACUACGAGCCAGCCUUGCACCGAACGAAAGCUCCGACAGGCUCAGUCUUUCUUCAACCGAAACCAUCAAGCCCUCCAGCGGCGGCGACUGCCUCAGCAUAGUCCGGCGUGACAGCAAAGCUAGCAUCUUCAUGGGGUACGUCCCGGUGACGCCCUCUAUCGGUGACUCAGUUGCAGAGGCUGCUCCGAAGACUGUAUGCACCUGUCAACGGAAGUUGUCGCUCAUCAAUAAAGAGGUUCAAACUGAGGAUGUGGGGACUAUUGCUAAUGAUUUUGUCAAAGGAACUGAGAUGAACUCUUAUGGGUUAGACGAGAAGAGACCGCAGGGUAACGGAGCAGAGACUGAUCGAUUUGUUGGGGGAAUGGAUGGGACUAAAGGACAGGCCAACGUUGCCCACAGUUCUGCAUGUUGUAUUCUCUAGCACUGUCAAAUAUCACUAAUGUUGAGCGCGCACAAAUUGGAGCUUCGCUCAAAGCUUCUCUGCCUGUUAAAGUGCUCAAAUUUCCCUUGCUCUUAAGCAUGUUAAGUGGGUCUGAUGUAGGAGUGUGCCAGUGUCAUUGCAGCUACAGUGGCAGUUGGUCCCCGUUUAAACAAAUUUGUUUCGAUGGUGUUUGCAAACAAAACAAGGUACUGCUGGGAUUGAUUUAAAUGUUCACCAGAAGCGGAAGGAUUACUAACAGGGAUAAAUUUUUGCUUACUUGUACUGCGUUGUCUUGUCAAAAUUGGAUUUAAAUUUCCGUGGCCUUUUCUUACAAAACUUUCCGACAGAUUCAAGUCAAAUUCAGAGCGUGAUUGAUCUCAAUUUUUCUAUUUCUUAACUACGCAUUUUGGACCAAUAGCACUUUGAGUUUGAUUUGAAUCUGUCAGAACUCUUUGAAAGACGGGCGCUGAUACCACCCCGUCAGCACUGUAUUGUGUCCUAAACAUGCUAAAUUAAGAGCACAUCAUGUAGACAAUAACCAGUGCAACUGGUCAUCUAUGAUACAUCUAAAAAUAUGACUUUUUAAAACAGGAUAGCAUCAAAAUUAUCAAUCCCUUUCAACAUGCACGAUAGCUGUUUCUUAUCUCUCAUACUCUUCAAUGAUAUAUCGCAAAAAUAAAUGUGUCUUCAUGGGUUUUUUUUCUAGAACCAUGUACAAAAACGUGAAAAUUAUCAACUAAUUGUAAUUUUCUGAUGGUCCUUCCCCCCUCACACUUCCACCACCAACACACACAUACACACACACUUUCAAAACCGUUCCGCGGUCCCUGUCCUUAAACUGUUAGACAUGCAUCUUACAGUAAAAGUCUGAACAAAAAAUAUUAUAGAGGUUAUUAACAGAGUUAGGGAAAUCUUAUUUCGACCAGUGUCAAGUCAAGGUUCAGAAAGUUGUUCUGAAAGUUACUUUAGAAAAUCUUUUAGAUUGCACUGACCAAGUAAUCGAACCAAAUAUGGCAUAAAAAUCCAUCAUCCAAAGUUUAGAAAAUGACUUAUCUGAUUUUAUUCACUAGAGGAACAAGAUAGCGUUUCACCUUACAUUUAAAUCAAAAGAAUGAUAUGUAGUGCUGGAAGCGUACGCAGUGGCUUGGUUACAGGAGUGU